AUGCUGGGACAUUCAUAUCCUGGUUUGCGAACGAGGCCAGGCUUCAACAUAACGGCGAUGGCGUCGGAGAAUCACCGUUCAAUCGAACCUAGGAAACCUAGAAUCCUGUGCCUUCAUGGAUUCAGAACUAGCGGUCGGAUUCUCCAGGCGCUUAUACGCAAAUGGCCCGACACAGUUCUCCGAAACCUCGACCUCGAUUUCCUCGACGGUCCGUUUCCGACCACCGGGAAAUCGGACGUCGAGCGAUUCUUUGACCCGCCGUAUUACGAGUGGUACCAAGCUAGCAAGGGUUUUACAGAGUACAUUAAUUUUGAAGAGUGCUUGGAUUAUAUAGAGGACUACAUGAUAAAGAAUGGACCUUUUGAUGGUCUUCUUGGUUUUUCCCAGGGAGCUUUUCUAUCCGCGGGUAUUCCUGGAAUGCAAGAAGAGGGAACGGCUCUAACAAAGGUGCCAAAGGUCAAGUUUUUGGUGAUAAUAUGUGGAGCAAAGUAUCCAGGGUUGAACUUUGGGCAGCCUAAAGCUGCUGUAACUGCCUUCUCAUCUCCAGUUCGUUGCCCUUCACUCCACUUCAUAGGCGAGAGGGAUUUUUUGAAAACAGAAGGCGAAGUUCUUGCUAAGUCAUUUGUAGAGCCAGUGGUGAUCCAUCAUACAGGUGGACACACUAUACCGAAACUUGAACCUAAAGCUGAGGAGACAGUGUUGAGCUUCUUCCAGAGGAUUAGGCACAUGCUUUCUGAUGAAUCACCUUCUGCAAGAAGCUUGAUGUGA
Thlaspi arvense is the source of this 768-nucleotide messenger RNA. The record is from the annotation of a GenBank genome assembly. Lineage: Eukaryota; Viridiplantae; Streptophyta; Magnoliopsida; Brassicales; Brassicaceae.